Messenger RNA from Tyto alba (common barn owl), 2519 nucleotides. RefSeq names its product OS9 endoplasmic reticulum lectin (gene OS9). The transcript is spliced from 14 exons. The record is from RefSeq and is a predicted model, not a curated record. Gene Ontology annotation, cellular component: endoplasmic reticulum lumen. Lineage: Eukaryota; Metazoa; Chordata; Aves; Strigiformes; Tytonidae. Gene Ontology annotation, biological process: retrograde protein transport, ER to cytosol; endoplasmic reticulum unfolded protein response. Bases 32 to 2026 code for a protein of 664 amino acids.
CGGAAGCGGCGGCGGCGGCGGAGGGGGGAAGAUGGCGGUGCGGCUGGGCCCGGUCCCGGUCCCGGUCCCGGUCCCGGUCCUGCUGGCGCUGCUGGCGCUGCUGGGCCCGCUGCGGGGGGCCCGCGCCGCCCUCAACCUGCAGGAGCUGAGCGAGCUCAAGUACGGCCUGGAGAUCCUCGCCGAGCCCGUGCUGGCCGGGCAGCGCCAGACGGAGGGUGUGGUGACGGUGGCAUCAAAGUUCAAGCAGCGCUAUGAGUGUCGGCUCCCGCCCGCCGCUGUCCGGCGCCAGCCCGACCCCGAGGAAGAGGCGCAGCUCUACAACGGCUCCGGCGUUGCCGAGCUCCUGCGCCCCAUGGCAGCUGCCCCAUGUCUUGUCAAGACCAAGGACUGGUGGACGUACGAGUUCUGCUAUGGGAAGCACAUCCAGCAGUACCACGUGGAAGAGUCAGAGAUCAAAGGAGACGUCCUCUUCCUCGGCUACUACCAGUCAGCAUUCGACUGGGACGAUGAGACAGCCAAGGCCUCCAAGCAGCACCGGCUGAAGCGGUACCACAGCCAGAGCUACGUGAAUGGCUCCCGGUGUGACCUCACCGGCCAAGCCAGGGAGGCCGAAGUCCGGUUCCUGUGUGAGGAGGGGGCUGUCGACUACAUCGCCCGGGUGGACGAGCCGCAGUCCUGCUCCUACGUCCUGACCGUCCACACCACCCGCAUCUGCCACCACCCCUUCCUGCGCCCGCCGGCCGGCGCCGCUCCGCAGCCCAUCCUCUGCCAGCCGGCGCUCAGCCCGGCCCAGUACGUUGAGUACGUCCGCGCCCAAGUCUCUGACACGAAGCGGAAGGUGGAGGAGAUCUCGGAGGAGCUCAAGACGCUGGACACAAGGCUGUGGAGUGAGAGGGACGCUGAGGCCCCUGCGCAGCCCCCCGCGGGCACGCCGGCAGCCCGCGGUGACGCCGCGCCGGGGGACGAGCUGGACCCAGCGAAGGAGGCGGCUUUUUGGGAUCGGGCGCGCGAGGUGACCGUCAAGGCUGGCGGCCAGCAGGACAGCGCCAGGGCAGAGGAGCUGUCCCCAAAGGCAGCUGGCAGCCGGGCAGCUGAUACGCGGAAGAAAAUCCACUUCAAAGUGAUCAGGAGCCCCGGGGACCUGCUCCAGUUCAUCGAGGAGCUGAAGGAGAGCACCAAGAAGGCCAAGGAGAAGGUGAGUGAGGAGGAAGAGGAGGACACGGCGGCGAAGGCUCCCCCGGAACCUCCUGUCCCUGAGGAGCCGCCAGCGGGUGAGAGGGAGCGGCUGGAGGAGGAAGAGGAGGAUGAGGAGGAAGAUGGGGACCUUCUGGGUGGCUUUGAGAAGGAGCUGGAGGCCGUUCUGCUGCCCCGGGAGCAGAUGGCCCAGCUGAAGGAGGAGGUGAAGACUGAGAUGGAGAAGGAGUUCGACAACAUCAUCAACGAGGUGGAGGACGAGCUGGAGACAGAGGGGCUGAAGGGGGAGUUUGACCGUAACCAGGCGUCCAAGUCCUUGGCCUCCACCCUCAACCGCCUCAUGGACAAGCUGGAUGGGGGUGGCCCAGGCCCGGGGGUGGAGAAGGAGGAAGAGGAGGGGGCCGGGAGGAAGGUCACCCCCAGCCCCCCCGCCGCUGACGGCCGGGUACGGGUGCGGGUGAGCAGGAUCGGGCCCGGCAGUGCCCGGCAGCGGGACCCCCCCCCCCAAGAGAUGGGUCAGGACAAUCCCCAGCUCCAGCACAUCGAGAGCGAGGUCCGGGAGCUGCUGGCCAAGGAGGGGCUGCGGGCUGAAGGAAAAAUCGAGAUCAAGAUCGUGACGACGGGGGGCGGCGACGAGGACGAUGCGCACUGGCUGUCGGAGGAGGACACCAAGAACCUCAAGGAGAUCUUCUUCAACAUCCUGAUCCAGGGCACGGAGGAGGCGCAGAAGGAGCGGCGGCGGCAGCAGGCACUGGAGGACAACUACCGCUUUGUUUGGGGGGGCCGGGACCAGCCCCAGCCCCCCGGCGACUCUGAGGACCCCGACUUCUGACCAGACCCCCCCCUGACCCUCCCCACCCCAAUUUGUGGCUUUGCCCCUCUAACCCCCCCACCACCUUAGCGUGGGGCUGGGCACAGGACCCGUGAGGGGGGGGCAUGAUGCUCCCCCCGCAACCUCCCAGGGGCGAACCUGGACUGUUUGGGGGAGGGGAGGGGGGAAACUCACUGUCCCCAAUGCGGGGGGGGGGGGGGGGGGGGGAGACACACAUGACCCUGCGCUGAGAACAGGCGCAUUUGUGACAUGGAUGAGUGGGGGCAGGAGUGGGGAGGAGCGUGAUUUAGGGGUGGGGUGGGGGGUUGAGGGGGGGAUUGUGAUUUGGGGGGGAUUCCCACUGUUGUCACUGGAGGCAUUUGCGCUCCCCCCCUCUCUUCCUGGGGGCGGCACUCUCUCACAAUGAGAUGUAAUGAGGUUGUUAGGCCUCUGUGACCCCUUUUCCCCACCCCCACCCCCCUGAUUUUUAUCAAUAAACCAAGAUCUGCCCCGG